GAGAUGAGACAGGAAAUGAAGCAAGAAAACAAACUAAAGCAACCCGGCUGGAUUUCAUCAUGUGCGGAAGUUGAGAGACUACCGGGCCCGGCUCGUACCUUCGGUGGACUCAACUCUUACGUCACACACAGCGAGUGUCAGUUAUUCUGAAACUCGAGAAUGGAUGAGCAGCCUCGCGGGACGCCGCUGUUUACAUUCGGCGUGAUCGCGGACAUUCAGUACGCAGAUAUCGACGAUGGACACAACUACACCCGGACAAGGAGGCGCUUCUACCGGAGCGGCCUGCAGCUGCUGAGGAACGCCCAGACACGGUGGUCCGAGGCGGCUGUGAAGCCGGAGUUCAUCCUCCAGCUGGGAGACCUUAUCGACGGCUUCAACAAGGGCCACGGCGCCUCGGACCGGGCGCUGGACACCGUGCUGCGGGAGUUCGGCUCCAGUGGCGUGGAGGUCCACCACGUGUGGGGGAACCACGAGUUGUAUAACUUCAGCCGGAGCGCGCUGCUGCGCUCGGAGCUCAACAGCGCGCUGCACGCGAAGAGACGCGUGGACGGAGUCCCGGCUGGCGGUGAGACGUACGCCUACCACUUCAGCCCGGUGCCCGGCUUCACCUUCGUGGUUCUGGAUGCGUACGACGUGAGCCUGCUGGGCCGAGACGAGUCCAGCGAGCAGUACAGCGAGGCUCUGAGCCUCAUAAGGCAGCACAACCACAACCAGGACCUCAACUGCCCGCCAGUGUCCAGCGGCCUGCUGCAGAGGUUCACGAUGUUCAAUGGUGGCUUCAGUAAGGACCAACUGGACUGGCUGGGUUCUGUUCUGUCCUGGGCCGACGACAAACGGGAAAGAGUCACACUAGUCAGUCACCUCCCUGUCCACCCCCGCUCCACAGAUGAGAUCUGCCUCGCCUGGAACUUCGACGAGCUCCUGGCCCUCAUCCAGGCCCACAGCAGCGUGGUGUGUUUCAUGGCGGGACACGACCACGAUGGCGGAUACCACCAGGACCCGGACACGGGGGUGCACCACGUCACGUUAGCGGGAGUGAUCGAGACGCCGCCCGACAGCGACGCCUUCGGCACCGUCUCCGUGUACGAGGACAGGAUGGUGCUGGAGGGGAGCGGCAGGGUCACGGACCGAGUGUUCCUGUUCCAUCCCACGCCAGGUGACACACAGCCGACGGAGAUAUGACAUCUCUGGAUGGAGAAGGUUAUCCUGCGUGGCUGUUCCAUCGUCUGGAGAAGUCUAUGAACUUUACAAUGGCCACUUUAACGGUAAUUUAAAGAUGAAAGACAAUCACAAAUGUACUCAGUUCAGUAGUGGAAGUACUAUCAGGUUUCAUUCUUUCAGUUCUAAGAAGGACCACAAACAGAGCCACAUUCUGAUGCACUUUCCUCAGCAGAGCCAUUGCAGAACCUCAUAGACUUGAUUGCACUGCUAAGUUUAUUUAUUAUCUUGACGAAGCGUAUAUCUUUUUCACUGGUUGUUUUUUAAGUUGGAGUUGACAGCACUUGCAUUUUUAUACUUUAUUUCAAUUGCGCACAAUGGGUUUCUUUGACUGUAAAUUGCAGAUGAAUGUGUUAUGAUUUGACCAAUGCAUUGUAUUGAUAACUAUAACUGAUAUCAAUCACAGUUUUCAGUUCCUGCACAGGAUGGGAUUCAAGCUGUAUGAUUCACAAUGUGAAACAAUAUGACGAAUAAUAAAAAUAUACAUCAGUA
Pseudoliparis swirei is the source of this 1710-nucleotide messenger RNA. RefSeq names its product ADP-ribose/CDP-alcohol diphosphatase, manganese-dependent (gene adprm). NCBI's taxonomy places the organism in Eukaryota, Metazoa, Chordata, Actinopteri, Perciformes, Liparidae. Gene Ontology annotation, molecular function: ADP-ribose diphosphatase activity; CDP-glycerol diphosphatase activity; 2',3'-cyclic-nucleotide 2'-phosphodiesterase activity. The transcript has 3 exons. The coding region runs from base 160 to 1182 and encodes 340 amino acids. The record is from RefSeq and is a predicted model, not a curated record.